AUGCCUCUUCAAGGCCGACAACGGUUACAUGCGCUAUCCUCUCCCCUCCUCUCCGUCGUGAUCCUCCCAUUCCUCCUCUUCAUUCUCAGUUUCCCCCCCCAAGCAGCCGCUGCCGGGUCAGCGGUGAUUGGUAUCGAUGUCGGAACCGAGUAUUUAAAAGCAGCAUUAGUGAAGCCCGGAAUUCCACUCGAAAUCGUCCUCACCAAGGAUUCGAAGCGCAAAGAGACGGCCGCCGUCGCAUUCAAGCCCACGAGAGAUAACGCAGUGUUUCCCGAGAGAUUCUACGGUGGCGAUGCGCUUGGUCUGGCAGCGCGGUAUCCCGACGAUGUCUACGCGAAUCUGAAGACUUUAUUAGGUGUUCCGUUCAACGUCGACGAUGAGAUGAUUCAAACGUAUCAGCAGCGGUAUCCCGCUUUGAGGGUGGAAGCUGCUCCUGGUGAGCGCGGCACUGUUGGUCUGCGGAGUAACCGGCUCGGUGAGGCGGAGCGGAAGGAUGCGUUCUUGGUUGAGGAGCUCUUGGCUAUGCAAUUGAAGCAGAUUAAGGGUAACGCCGAGAAUCUUGCCGGUACAGGGUCCGAUAUUAGAGACGCCGUUAUCACGUAUCCGGCUUUCUAUACCGCCGAUGAGAAGAGAAGUCUCGAGUUGGCGGCUGAAUUGGCUGGUUUGAACGUGAACUCAUUCAUUACCGAUGGUCUCGCGGUUGGUCUGAACUACGCCACGAGCCGUACGUUCCCUAGUAUCUCGGAGGGCCACAAGCCGGAGUAUCACGUUGUCUAUGAUAUGGGUGCUGGUUCUACUACGGCCAGUAUUCUGCGUUUCCAGGGCCGUUCCGUGAAGGAUGUGGGUAAAUUCAACAAGACUGUCCAGGAAGUCCAGGUUCUGGGUUCGGCUUGGGAUAAGUCUCUUGGAGGUGAUGCCCUGAACGACCUAAUUGUCAAGGAUAUGGUUGCGAAUCUGGUCGAGCACAAAUCCCUCAAGGGCCGUGUUACCCCUGCGACUGUCGAGGGCCACGGCAAGACUAUGGCGAGACUGUGGAAGGACGCCGAAAAGAUUCGCCAGGUCCUAAGUGCCAAUACGGAAACCGGAGCCUCGUUCGAAAGUCUGUACGAGGAGGACUUGAACUUCAAGUACCGCAUUACUCGUUCCAAGUUCGAGGAGCUGGCCGCACAACACAUUGCGCGAGUCGGUGGACCUCUGGAGCAGGCUUUGACCGCUGCUGGCUUACAGUUGAUUGAUGUUGAUUCUGUCAUCUUGCAUGGUGGAGCUAUCCGUACACCGUUUGUCCAGAAGGAGCUGGAGCGCGUCUGUGGAGUCCCCAACAAACUCAGAACUAAUGUUAACGCUGAUGAGGCAGCGGUUUUCGGUGCGGCCUUCAAGGGUGCUGCCCUCAGCCCUAGCUUCCGUGUCAAGGACAUUCGUGCUAGUGACGCCGCUUCCCACGCUGUUUCGCUGAAGUGGCCUGCCGAUGGCAAGGAAAGACAACAGAAGCUGUUCACUUCGACAUCCCAAGUUGGCCCUGAGAAGCAGGUUACGCUGAAGAACUUAGAGGACUUCGAAUUCAGUUUCUCUCAGCACAUCGCUUCUGGCGAUGCAGUUACUGAGUCUCCAGUUCUGGGCGUGGAGACGCAGAAUCUCACUGCCUCUGUCGCUAAGCUGAAGGGCGACUUUGGUUGCUCGGAUGCCAACAUCACUACCAAGUUCUCUGUCCGCCUUAGCCCCGUUAAUGGACUCCCAGAGGUCGUCGGUGGCUCUGUCAGCUGUGACGUUGAGGGCGCGAAGAAGGGGAUCGUCGAUGAUGUCAAGGGUUUCUUUGGCUUGGGCUCCAAGAAGGAGGGUCAGGCCCCUCUUGGCGAGGAUGGAGAGCCGAGUGAGUCGAUUACUCUGGAAGCUGAAGAGGCCCAAGCCUCGACAUCCACUGCUUCCGACGCUAGCUCGACUACUACCGCGGAGGCUAAGAAAGCAACUCCCGAGGCCGAGGCUAGAGUUAUUCCUGUUAGCUUCAAGACUUCUUCGCAGGGCAUUCCGGCUCCCUCUUACGCUGAGCUCACCCGUAUUAUCAACCGCCUGUCUGCCUUCGACGCCUCUGACCGUGACCGUAUUUUGCGCGAAGAGGCCCUGAAUGAACUGGAGUCGUUCAUCUAUCGCAGCAGGGACUUGGUCGAGGAUGAGGAGUUUGUCAAGACCCUCAAGAGCGAUCAGGUGUCCGUCCUCAAGGACUUGGUGUCUGCUGCUAGCGAGUGGCUAUACGGCGAUGGCGAAAACGCGAAGACUGCCGAGUUCCAACAGAGACUCAAGUCCCUGAAGGACAUUGUCAGCCCUGCACUUAAGAGGAAGCAGGAGAGCGCUGACCGGCCGGUUAGAGUGGAGUUGUUGCAGGAGGUCCUGAAAAACUCGCAGACCAUCAUCAAUGUGAUGGAGCAGCAAAUCAAGCAGGAUGAAGACGCCUACUCUUCGUCCGCAUCUUCCAGCGCAACCGAGGCAUCAUCGUCCACCACUUUCGCCAGCGAGUCCGCUACACCAUCUAUCGAUCCCUUGGAGGACCUCGAGCAGGACUCCUACGCUUCCUCUUCUUCUACCAAGACCACCUCAACAACUACAACCCCCAAACCUACCGGCCCGAAGUAUUCCCUCUUCCAACCCACUGACCUGACGUCCCUCUCCAAGGUCCAUGAGUCCACCAGCACCUGGUUCGAAGCCAAGCUCGCGGAGCAAGCCAAACUCACCGAAUCCGAUGACCCCGCUCUGACUGUUGUAGAGCUUGACACCCGGCUGAAGGAGCUGGAGCGUAUCCUGACAAGAGUUUACGCGAAGCUGGGAACUGCGUCCGGAAAGAACGGCCAGUCUACAAAGAAGGGUAAUGGAAAGAAGAGCAAGGACAAGGAACAGAAGACGGAAGAGAAGGAACCUCUUCCAACCCAUGAUGAGCUGUAA
This is a messenger RNA of Aspergillus chevalieri, 2931 nucleotides long. Its product is annotated as Hsp70 family protein. The coding region runs from base 1 to 2931 and encodes 976 amino acids. The transcript has a single exon. Gene Ontology annotation, molecular function: ATP binding; ATP-dependent protein folding chaperone. Gene Ontology annotation, cellular component: endoplasmic reticulum chaperone complex. Gene Ontology annotation, biological process: cellular response to hypoxia; endoplasmic reticulum unfolded protein response; negative regulation of hypoxia-induced intrinsic apoptotic signaling pathway. The record is from RefSeq and is a predicted model, not a curated record. NCBI's taxonomy places the organism in Eukaryota, Fungi, Ascomycota, Eurotiomycetes, Eurotiales, Aspergillaceae.